Fusarium odoratissimum NRRL 54006 is the source of this 2381-nucleotide messenger RNA. Its product is annotated as omega-6 fatty acid desaturase (delta-12 desaturase). The record is from RefSeq and is a predicted model, not a curated record. Gene Ontology annotation, molecular function: oxidoreductase activity. Gene Ontology annotation, biological process: lipid metabolic process. The transcript has 2 exons. Bases 696 to 1601 code for a protein of 301 amino acids. NCBI's taxonomy places the organism in Eukaryota, Fungi, Ascomycota, Sordariomycetes, Hypocreales, Nectriaceae.
CGGAACAACUCUUGUUCCAGAAGUCUUCUCUGCGGCGCUCUAAAUAACGUGACCAUUCAGCCACUCACGAAAGGUCAGACCCUUAUCUGCGGUGGUGUGCUCCACUUUCUUCAGGAACCCAAGACAAGCAUGUGAGAUUAGAUCUUCUCUUCUCGAAAUUGCCUCUUCUCUCUGCCUUUCGUAUCAGAAGAGGCGAUCCCACGGUAGACUUUCUCUCACCGCAAUUGAAGAGCUCAACAAAAUUGUAGUAUAGCAGCAAGGCUCCCUUGCAAGAAUGAACCCACUCGGUUAACCUCUGUGCUAAGCUCACAGCUUAAGGGUCCUUUUUCGUUCUCCACAUCAUGAACACGUCUCCCUCAACUCUCCAUGAUCUCCCGCACAUCGUGGGGCCGUGAUUGGCCUACCACGAGUCCAAGUUCUGGACCCCUAUUCAUGGGUCCCUGAAGUUUGGUGGUCUUCUCAGAAGUUUUUUUUUUCGUAUGCUAUUUCGGAUUAGGUCAAGAGCGGUAAUCCUGAGACGAGGUCUGGUCUGGUAUCGGUAGCUAGGAAUAAAUAAUAAGAGCUUUGUUGGGGCGGGAACCUUUUUCUUCUCCCCGUCACCUCCCGCCUCUCUUCUUUCUCUCCUCCUCUUUAAACUUUCCUUCUCUUCCUUCGAGUGAGUCUUGACAAUUGCAUCUUCUGCAUACGUUAGUACAAUGGCGACUCGACAGCGAACUGCCACCACUGUUGUGGUCGAGGACCUCCCCAAGGUCACUCUUGAGGCCAAGUCUGAACCUCAGUUCCCCGAUAUCAAGACCAUCAAGGAUGCCAUUCCCGCGCACUGCUUCCAGCCCUCGCUCGUCACCUCAUUCUACUACGUCUUCCGCGAUUUUGCCAUGGUCUCUGCCCUCGUCUGGGCAGCUCUCACCUACAUCCCCAGCAUUCCCGACCAGACCCUCCGCGUCGCAGCAUGGAUGGUCUACGGCUUCGUCCAGGGUCUCUUCUGCACCGGUGUCUGGAUUCUCGGCCAUGAGUGCGGCCACGGUGCUUUCUCCCUCCAUGGAAAGAUCAACAAUGUGACCGGCUGGUUCCUCCACUCGUUCCUCCUCGUCCCCUACUUCAGCUGGAAGUACUCCCACCACCGCCACCACCGCUUCACCGGCCACAUGGAUCUCGACAUGGCUUUCGUCCCCAAGACUGAGCCCAAGCCUUCCAAGUCGCUCAUGAUUGCUGGCAUUGACGUCGCUGAGCUUGUUGAGGAUACCCCCGCUGCUCAGAUGGUCAAGCUCAUCUUCCACCAGCUUUUCGGAUGGCAGGCGUAUCUCUUCUUCAACGCUAGCUCCGGCAAGGGCAGCAAGCAGUGGGAGCCCAAGACUGGCCUUUCCAAGUGGUUCCGAGUCAGUCACUUCGAGCCUACCAGCGCUGUUUUCCGCCCCAACGAGGCCAUCUUCAUCCUCAUCUCCGAUAUCGGUCUUGCUCUUAUGGGAACUGCUCUGUACUUUGCUUCCAAGCAAGUUGGUGUUUCGACCAUUCUCUUCCUCUACCUUGUUCCCUACUUGUGGGUUCACCACUGGCUCGGUAAGUUCAAGAUCAAUCGGAUCGAUCGACUCGUUGCUAAUUGAUUAGUUGCCAUUACCUACCUCCACCACCACCACACCGAGCUCCCUCACUACACCGCUGAGGGCUGGACCUACGUCAAGGGAGCUCUCGCCACUGUCGACCGUGAGUUUGGCUUCAUCGGAAAGCACCUCUUCCACGGUAUCAUUGAGAAGCACGUUGUUCACCAUCUCUUCCCGUAAGUCACCUGUCUCAAUGGCACCAAUUCACAUCUAACCCCUCGCAGUAAGAUCCCCUUCUACAAGGCUGACGAGGCCACCGAGGCCAUCAAGCCCGUCAUCGGCGACCACUACUGCCACGACGACCGAAGCUUCUUGGGCCAGCUGUGGACCAUCUUCGGCACCCUCAAGUACGUCGAGCACGACCCUGCCAGACCUGGCGCUAUGCGAUGGAACAAGGACUAGAGCUCCGGGUCUGGUACUCGUACUGGUCUGAGGCAAAGUGCUAGGUUAUGAUAGACAAUUGUGAUAGACAUAAACGAUAGAUCAAGUUAGACACGACACGCGACAUACGCGAUUAGAAGAAACUAGACAAGCUAGAGCACUUGGCUUUCGCGCUUGGGACGCAAUAAAAUGGAGUUUGUUUGUUAAACUGGAGAUUGAAGGGAUUUGUUGACUGAGCAAGUGAGGCACAGCCUGAGAUCCAUGAUUCAAUCCCCGCACUUGUCGCCUCCGGGGCGUUUAAAUUAUCUUCCGCCAGAUGCCAAGUCCGCGUUCCGCCACUGGAGUCUCAGAAUGUGAGGAGACAAAAUCGUGAAACACUGAGAUAACAGGAUGAAUCAGAUA